Messenger RNA from Racocetra persica, 955 nucleotides. The record is from the annotation of a GenBank genome assembly. NCBI's taxonomy places the organism in Eukaryota, Fungi, Glomeromycota, Glomeromycetes, Diversisporales, Gigasporaceae.
CAAACCAAGAUGAUUAUACUGUCGAAGUUGAUUGUAACCCAAACAUGGUCACAUUUACCUGCAAGUCAAACAAGGUCACAUUUAUUUGCAAGAAACACGAGGAAGUUGCAGCUGAAAAAGAUUUUUCUGAAUUUUAUUAUAUAAUCUCAUCUGGAAACCCAGAUCUCGGUUUGAAUUUUGAUGAUGAUUCCAGUUCAAUUCUGAAUCUUCGUUCAUUUAAGGACAAUACAAAUGCACAAUGGAAAAUUCAACGAAUUGAUAAUUCUGAAGUUGAUCCUGCAGAAACUGACAAUAUAACUCUAUGGACAAUCAGUAGCAAAAAAACUGAUGGCACACAAUUCUUAUACCCGAAUAAUACUGAGGAUAUGUGUCUAGAUGCUUGGGAAAAUAAACUUAUUGAUGGUUGUAAAGUUCGUCUACAUCCGCCUCAUGGCGGGCCUAAUCAACAAUGGACUCUUCAGCAAGUCAACGAUGAUUACACCGUCGAAAAAAGUGAGGAAGUUGCAGCUAAAAAAGUCAAAAAAGAUUUUUCUGAAUUUUAUUAUAUAGUCUCAUCUGGAAACCCAGAUCUCGGUUUGAAUUUUGAUGAUGAUUCCAGUUCAAUUCUGAAUCUUCGUUCAUUUAAGGACAAUACAAAUGCACAAUGGAAAAUUCAACGAAUUGAUAAUUCUGAAGAUGGCUUAUCGUUAACAGAUAGCUCGCCAAUAAAAGAUGUUAUUCUUAUAAACAAAAAAACUGGCAAGGCCAUGAAAUAUCAAAAACAGGAAACUGGGGCAGAAAUUACUCAAGUUGAUCCUGCAGAAACAGACAAUAUUACUCUAUGGACAAUCAGUAGCAAAAAAACUGAUGGCACUCAAUACAUAUACCCGAAUAAUACUGAGAAUAUGUGUCUAGAUGGUUGGGAUGCUAAACUUAUUGAUGGCUGUAAAGUUCGUCUAUAUCCGCCUCAUGACGG